Molecule: messenger RNA, 393 nt
Organism: Chrysemys picta bellii (western painted turtle)
Lineage: Eukaryota; Metazoa; Chordata; Testudines; Emydidae
Source: RefSeq, a predicted model, not a curated record
CUCCUCUCUAUCUUGCAGUGUCUUCUCUCCAGCAACACUGAGCUCCCAGUCAAACUUCAGCCAUGAAGAUUCUCUAUCUGCUCUUUGCUGUCUUUAUCCUGGUGCUGCAAAGUUCUCCAGGAUUCACCCAGGGCAUCAAUACCCCCUUUGCUUGUCGUCGUGCUGGGGGCUUCUGCCGCCGCGGUAGAUGUCCCCCCAAUUUCAGACGAAUCGGAAGUUGUGGUUUUGGGCAGAGUUGCUGUAAGAGAGGAUGGUAAAGAGAGUGAGUGAUGGCAGCAGAGAUUGUCAAUGCAGGAUCUCUCGGAAUCUGGCAGAUGACGUUUUGCUUCUAAAAUCCUUGGAUGCUUUUCAUCUGGGCUGCAAAGAAUCUCGCAAGCUGGAAAAAAUCCACAA